Talaromyces marneffei is the source of this 378-nucleotide messenger RNA. RefSeq lists its product as uncharacterized. The record is from RefSeq and is a predicted model, not a curated record. NCBI's taxonomy places the organism in Eukaryota, Fungi, Ascomycota, Eurotiomycetes, Eurotiales, Trichocomaceae. The coding region runs from base 1 to 378 and encodes 125 amino acids. The transcript has 3 exons.
AUGUCAGAAUCAAGCAGGCCCAAGACGCCUUUUAUUUCUGGCGGACACAUGCUCGAGACGCCUCCGUUAUCAGCUCGUAUUAUUCGAUGGAUUGAUAGGAUUUAUUUAUUCUUUGGACUUUAUUUUGUGACUUUGUUCUCGCUCAACUCCUACGCCGCCGCCGACAAAUCUUCAUUCAACAUCGCCUCAUCCCGAAACCAAGCCUGGACCCGGCCCCGUUGGGGUGGUAGCUCAGACCGAGGAAAUAACAACAGCGGUGGUAGCGGUGGCAGUGGUGGUGGAAAGCCGGAUGAUGGAAGUGGAUUUGGCGGAAGGAGAGUCGGCCGGGUUAGUGAUUUCAAGAAUACGCCGGUAUAUAAGGGGAGAUGUUGUCAGUGA